Molecule: messenger RNA, 260 nt
Organism: Racocetra persica
Lineage: Eukaryota; Fungi; Glomeromycota; Glomeromycetes; Diversisporales; Gigasporaceae
Source: the annotation of a GenBank genome assembly
AAGAUAAACUUGGCUAUCUCUAUAGUAUUACUGAAAUAACUAUGAUAAAACAUUCAAAUAGAACUACCUGUUCAUAUAUACCAGUACCAAAAUUGCGUAUUAAACUAAAAAAAACUAAAUAUGAAGAAAUCGAAGAAACCUCUGUAUCUGAUAAAACUUCAGAGCAUAGUAAUGUAGAACAUACUUAUUGGUCCUCUGAAGAACUUUUAACUGAAGAAACUGAGAGCAUAUUGAUCACAGGCUAUAUCUUGUUAAAUAAG